GAGAAUGCAGAAUAUAAAAAAAAUUUAUUAGAGUGGGUCGAUUGGAUAACUAUUGGUAUCACUUUGGUUGCAUCGGCAGCUAUUGGAGUUUAUUAUCGCUUUACGGGUGGACAGCAAAAAACUGCUGAAGAAUACUUUUCUGCCGACCGUUCCAUAGGAGUUACUCUACUAUCUUUUACUAUGAUGAUAGCUUAUCUGUCAGCGAUAUCACUACUUGGGAGCAGUGCUGAAAAUUAUAGUCAUGGUGCACAAUUUAAUGUGAUAUAUGUAGGUCUGAUUUUAGGAACGCCUGUUGUUUCUCACUUUUACCUCCCAGUCUUUUAUGAACUCAAAGUUAUGAGUGUUUUUGAGUAUCUCGAACGACGUUUCGGAGUAACUUCGAGGUUGAUAGCAAGUGUAAUAAAUUUUAUACAGAUUAAUUUUUAUACGGGCAUUGUUAUAUAUGCUCCAGCAUUGGCAUUAGAAGCCACUACAGGACUUGAUGGAAAUAUGAGUAUAAUAUUGAUUGGGUUAAUUUGCACUUUUUAUUCCAGCAUCGGUGGUAUUAAAGCCAUAAUUGUAACGGAUAUUUUACAAGGUGCACUUAUGUUUAUAUGUGUAUCUUGCGUUAUUGGCAUUGCAUUAAGUGAUCUUGAAGGCGGUGUUAGAAGUGUCUUUGAUAUAGCAUAUGAAGGCGGACGAUUAAAUUUUUUCAAUUUUGAUCCUGACCCUACAAUACGACACACAUGGUGGUCUUUGACUAUCGGAGGGGCUUAUUUCUUUCUUUCCCUUUUUGCUUGCAACCAAGUUCAAGUUCAAAGAAUGUUAACAUCUAAGACACUUGGAGAUGCUCGAAAAGCUCUUUGGAUGAAUAUACCAAUGACUUUGACAAUGGCAUUAACUAUUUCGUUUGCAGGACUUGUACUUUAUGCUUAUUAUGUAAAUUGUGAUCCGGUUAUCGCUGGAGAUAUUAAGUCUUAUGAUAUGUUGAUGCCAUACUUCGCAAAAAAUCGCAUGACCAAAAUUCCAGCUCUCACUGGAAUUUUCAUUGCAGGUGUUUUUAGUGCAAGUCUUAGUACAGUUUCUGCAAUGCUCAACUCCCUCGCGGCAAUAGCUUUAGCAGAUUACAUAAAGCCACUAUACCAGCGACUUGGCCGUCAGUUCCCUGAUGAAAAAGCUGCAUUUUACGGAAAAAUUCUGGGAUUCUUUAUCGGUUUUGUUAGCAUUUCUAUUGCUUUUUUAGCUUCAAGAUUAGGCGCGCUCAUCCAAGCAGUAUUAGCUGUAAACGGAGCUUUUGGUGGUCCAAUUCUGGGACUCUUCACUUUAGGAAUGUUCGUCGAAUCAGCAAACGAAACUGGAGCAGUUAUUGGCACUAUUAUUUCUAUCUCUUGCAAUAUGUGGAUUGCUUUUUCACCAAAACCUAUCACACCUACUCUAGCGAUGUCCAUUGACAAGUGCUUCAAUUCAACGAGUAUCAUCCAAGAAGAUAUAAGAACUACAAGUGAUGAUUCAUCCUACUCUUACGUUAAUCGACUUUCCUAUCUUUGGAUAACACCUCUUGGUAUGAAUAUGACAAUAAUAGCUGGAUACCUAGCAAGCCUUGCAGUCCAGAAACUUUCAAAGCUACCACCACCAGUAUUCGAUCCGUCUCUUUUUACCCCAUUUAUCGCAGAGAGAAUAAGACGACGGCAAAAAAAAACAGAAGAUUUGAAGAAUAGCCAAAUAUUUGUGUUAAGCUCGAGAAAUCAAGAUUAA
Microplitis demolitor is the source of this 1734-nucleotide messenger RNA. Its product is annotated as putative sodium-dependent multivitamin transporter. The annotation marks the transcript as partial. The transcript has 7 exons. Gene Ontology annotation, biological process: sodium ion transport; transmembrane transport. NCBI's taxonomy places the organism in Eukaryota, Metazoa, Arthropoda, Insecta, Hymenoptera, Braconidae. Gene Ontology annotation, cellular component: membrane. Gene Ontology annotation, molecular function: symporter activity. The record is from RefSeq and is a predicted model, not a curated record.